Chanos chanos (milkfish) is the source of this 2217-nucleotide messenger RNA. RefSeq names its product adenosine monophosphate deaminase 1 (isoform M) (gene ampd1). Gene Ontology annotation, molecular function: AMP deaminase activity. Gene Ontology annotation, cellular component: cytosol. Lineage: Eukaryota; Metazoa; Chordata; Actinopteri; Gonorynchiformes; Chanidae. Gene Ontology annotation, biological process: AMP metabolic process; IMP salvage. The transcript is spliced from 16 exons. Bases 1 to 2217 code for a protein of 738 amino acids. The record is from RefSeq and is a predicted model, not a curated record.
AUGCCGAAAGUCAUCAUACCAGGUCAGGAGACGGACGACAAAAUGCGCGCCUUCGCCGAGAAGGUGUUUGCGUCCGAGACGAAGGAUGAGGAUGUCCGUGAGGAAAUCUCCCUGUUUGAUGUAGCUGAGGACUGUCCCAUUCUCCACCAGGAGCUGGUUCAACACUUGGCCACUCAUGACGAUUCUGAGAAACGUUUGUCCAAGCCACCCCAAAGCACAAUCCUAACCCUGAACCUAACUCUUUACAGCAAGAAACGAAUUCUGGCUCAUGACAAAAAGCCAGAAGAGAAACCAACCUUCUUGGAAGUACCUCAUUUCCAGAGAGUUGCCAUCAUGGGAGAUUACGCAGCUGGGGUGACUAUGGAUGACUUUGAAUUGUCAUGCAAGGGUCUGUAUCGUGCACUCACCAUCAGGGAAAAGUACAUGAGACUAGCUUACCAGAGGUUCCCCCACACUGCAUCUGAAUAUUUGCGCAAAAUUGAAGGUGAAAAACAUAACCCAGCGGAUCAGGUACAGCCAGUGUUCACAGCUCCACCUAAAGAAGGCGAGGACCCCUUCUGCACAAAGAACUUGCCUGAAAACCUCGGCUAUGUAGCGCGCAUGCGGGAAGGUGUCAUUUACGUGUACAAAAACAAUGAGGCGGCAGACAAGCACCAGCCAGAGGACGUUCCUGGUCCUGACUACGCCACCUUCAUCGAUGACAUGAACUUCCUCAUUGCUCUGAUCGCACAAGGCCCCACAAAGACGUACACUCAUCGUCGUCUCAAGUUCCUCUUUUCCAAGUUCAAUGUACACGAGAUGUUGAAUGAGAUGGAAGAGAUGAAAGAAGUGAAGAAUAACCCCCACAGGGAUUUCUAUAACUGCAGAAAGGUUGACACUCACAUUCAUGCAGCAGCUUGUAUGAACCAGAAGCAUCUUCUGCGCUUUAUCAAGAGGUCCUAUCGUGUGGACGCAGAAAGGGUGGUGCACAACUUGAAAGGCAAAGAAGUGACCAUGAAAGAGCUCUUUCAGUCUCUCAACCUGCACCCCUAUGAUCUCACAGUAGACUCCUUGGACGUGCACGCUGGUAGGCAAACCUUCCAACGUUUUGACAAAUUCAACGCCAAAUACAACCCCGUUGGAGCCAGCGAGUUGCGUGACCUGUACCUGAAGACUGAGAAUCAUAUUCAAGGGGAAUACUUUGCCACAAUCAUCAAGGAAGUGGCAACUGAUCUUGAGGAGGCCAAGUACCAGUAUGCUGAACCUCGUCUGUCCAUCUAUGGCUCCAACCCCAAUGAGUGGACAAAGCUGGCAAGCUGGUUCAACCAGCACAGAGUUUUCUCUCCUAACCUUAAGUGGAUGAUUCAAGUGCCUAGAAUUUAUGACAUUUUCAGAGGCAGAAACUUUGUUCCACACUUUGGAAAGAUGCUGGAGAACAUUUUCCUUCCCGUUUUCCAGGCUACCAUUGACCCUCAAUCCAACCCUGAACUUAGUGUCUUCCUCAAACAUAUCACAGGCUUUGACAGUGUAGAUGAUGAGUCCAAACACAGUGGUCACAUGUUCUCCACCAAGAGUCCAAAGCCAGAGGAAUGGGACAUUGUGAAGAACCCAUCUUACACUUACUAUAUCUACUACAUGUAUGCCAACAUUGCAAAGCUUAAUCAACUGCGCAAGAAGAGGGGAAUGAACACUUUCCUGUUCAGGCCCCACUGUGGAGAAGCUGGAGCUGUCACUCAUCUUCUUGCCUGUUUUAUGACUGCUGACAACAUCUCCCACGGUCUCAAUCUCAAGAAGAGUCCUGUCUUGCAGUACCUCUACUACCUGGCUCAGGUCCCCAUUGCCAUGUCCCCUCUUAGCAACAACAGUCUUUUCCUGGAGUACAACAAGAACCCUCUGCUUGAGUUCCAUAAGAAGGGUCUGAUGGUGUCUUUGUCCACUGAUGAUCCAAUGCAGUUCCAUUACACCAAGGAGCCUCUGAUGGAAGAGUAUGCCAUUGCAGCUCAGGUGUUUAAGCUUAGCACUUGUGACAUGUGUGAAAUCGCCAAGAACAGUGUACUCCAGAGUGGGCUCUCUGCAGAGGAGAAGGAGCGCUUCCUGGGUUCCAGCUAUCUAACGGAGGGUCCGGAUGGCAACGACAUCCGCAAGACCAAUGUGCCUCAGAUCCGUAUGGCAUUCCGCUUUGAGACCUUGUCUUAUGAGCUGGAUCUGAUCUUGGAAGGCCUGAAGUCUGAAGACUGA